Dendrobium catenatum is the source of this 2134-nucleotide messenger RNA. RefSeq lists its product as uncharacterized. NCBI's taxonomy places the organism in Eukaryota, Viridiplantae, Streptophyta, Magnoliopsida, Asparagales, Orchidaceae. Gene Ontology annotation, biological process: regulation of DNA-templated transcription. The record is from RefSeq and is a predicted model, not a curated record. Gene Ontology annotation, cellular component: nucleus. The transcript is spliced from 13 exons. Bases 41 to 1909 code for a protein of 622 amino acids.
CAAUCCCAUUUGGAAUCAAAGAAGGUUGUCGCUUUCGUCCAUGGCCGUCCCUCCUACUUCGCCAGUUAGCCGUCGCCGAAAGAUGGAUGACAGCGAGAACAAGAAGGAGAUUGCCAUGUCCCCGGUCAAGCGUUCUAAGAACCCCGGAGUUCGAGUUCAGGGAGGGCGGAUCUACGACUCGGAGAACGGGAAGACAUGUCACCAGUGCCGGCAGAAGACUAUGGACUUCUCAGCCUCCUGCAAGGCGAUGAAAAGGGAAAAGCCUUGCACUAUCAAGUUCUGCCACAAGUGUCUCCUUAACAGGUAUGGUGAGAAGGCCGAGGAAGUUUCUACUUCGGAUGACUGGAAGUGCCCUAAAUGCAGGGGAGUCUGCAACUGUAGCUUCUGCAUGAAGAAGAAGGGCCAGCAGCCAACUGGGAUUCUCGUCCAUACAGCCAAACUUACUGGGUUCUCGUCAGUUCAUGACUUGUUAAGUCACGGAGGAGAGAAUGUGCCGAGAGAGGCUAUCGCCUCACCGAAGGGAUCCCCUGUGUCAAAAAUGGGACAAGUGGCAUCAAAAAGAUGCAGGGAUAAGGAAAAUUGCAAGUUCGAAAAUAAUGAUACUGUGAGCAUGGAAGCUGAUUGUUUUAGGAAGGGUGCGCUCGUAGAGAAGAAUGAUGGAAAACCAUUGAAAAAGUUAAAACAGACGAAUCUUAAGGUUGAAUGUGCAAGGAGUCACGAGGAUCAAAAUAAGAAAACGUUGCAGUACAAGAGUCCAGCAGAAGGUUUGCCUGGACAUGCAGAUAACAAGGAAAACUUGCAUGACGUUGCUAUGGACGAGACCAUGGAAAAACCUCUCAAGCCAAGGGGGCGGCCUCGAAAGAUUGCUACAAUGCCUGUUCGACCUCCAGGGAAACCUCUGACUACUGUUGCAGGUUUUGAUCUGCCAGCUGAAGAUGUUGGACCUGCAUUGCAAUUUUUUGAAUUCUGCAACGUAUUUUCCAAGGUUCUUGAUAUAAAGAAAGGGCAGCCUGAAGCAAUUAUCAGGGGAUUGUUAAGAGGCUCUAUCUCACUUCGUCAUUGCCGAACAGCAUCUGCAAUUAUUCAAUUUCAAAUCAGAUUGCUCUCCUUCAUCCUAGAGGACAUGGGAGAAGGGCACUACUUGAAAACCAAUGGUGAACAUUCAUGGUUAAAAGCUCUUGGUAAAUGCCUCAACCAAUAUAAACAUCUUGCAACAGGGUUGCCUUUAGAUUUUAUUGACAACCCUUCUAAAUACAACAAUUUGGAUUCGUCAAGAAAACUAAGGAUCUUAGUGUUUCUUUGUGACGAGGCUCUUGGCACUGAAGCACUGAGGAAAUUUCUUGAUGAAGAGUAUGCAAAGUUUGUAGAAGAAAAGAAGGAAAGGAAUGAACAGAUUGGCGCUGCUAAAACAAAGGAAAAACUUAUCAAGCAAACUCUUAAAAAUGAUCUUGCCAAAGCAAUGCUCCCAACAGAAGGGGCCACUCAACUUUCAAUAUCUGAGCAUGGCGAACUUAUUUCAAAAAUACGACAUGAAACUGAAAAAGCUCAUCAAGAAAUGUUAGAGUCGAUUGAGCUUUUGCCAAAGAAGAAACAAGCACCAGAUGCUGUUCGGAUUAGUCCCCUGUUUCUAGAAAAGGAUGGAACUGUGUUCUGGAGAUUAAAAAGCUAUGAAAGAAGUUCAACCAUUAUGGUCCAAGAUAUUGAGAAUUGGAGUGUGUUUACUCCUCAAGAGAAGUGGUUCAUAUUUGAUGAUGAUCAACAACUGGUGGAACAAUAUCUUUCCUUUUUGAGGUCUGAAAGUGCAAGGAAGCAAAAGGAACUGAAGAAUAUACUAAAGGGUACUGCAUCGAUAAAGGAAGAUCCUUCUAACAACUUUGAAUCCCAAAAUUGCUUGACAGAAGUAAACUGAGUGCUGUUUAGUUGAUGGCAAUGGAAGUGGAAAUGCAGUAAGCUCUACCUAGUUGAUAGUUACCCAUCGGUUUUGUAUACCUAAACACUUCAAGUUGAUCAUUCCAGCACAUUUUGCUCUGUACUAUGAGCCUAUUCUUCUGUGAUUUCUUCUUGAACUCACAUUGGUCAAGCUGUGUUUGUAUAUGAUCUACUUAGUUUUUUUUUUUUUUUGAAUUUUGGUUAA